ACCGACCCGGAAGCGACCGUCAGCGUAAACACAGCUGCGACUUCUCGAACAUGGUUUACGUGUCCAACGGUCAGGUCCUGGACAGCAGGGCGCAGUCACCAUGGAGACUUUCAUUACUGGUUGAUCUCUUCUGGUCAGCAGUUGAAUUUUUCAGCCUCUUUUUUAAGACAAUGAUUCACCCCGACUUAUCAAAGGACGGGACCACCGCUUCAUCACGCUUCACUGAUGGCAGAGGCCCUCCUGGUCCCCCUGGUGGUAGAAGACGAAUGGGAAGAAUAGUCCAUGGUGCAGGUCCCACUCCUCCCCCAAUGGGUGGAGGAGGAUGAGGAAGGUGA
This is a messenger RNA of Cololabis saira (Pacific saury), 335 nucleotides long. RefSeq names its product selenoprotein K (gene selenok). NCBI's taxonomy places the organism in Eukaryota, Metazoa, Chordata, Actinopteri, Beloniformes, Belonidae. Gene Ontology annotation, biological process: endoplasmic reticulum calcium ion homeostasis; calcium ion transport. The record is from RefSeq and is a predicted model, not a curated record. Gene Ontology annotation, cellular component: Golgi apparatus; endoplasmic reticulum membrane. The transcript has 4 exons.